AUGGGGAACGAAGGUUCCAAAAGUCGUUUGAGUGACCAUGUCGCGCUUCCAAAUUCAUCCGCGCCAACUCCGAACAUCAUCAUCACACGUCCUUCACCGACAGACUGCUUGGAAAGUCCAAAACCUCGAGCUCCUCCGCCAACACCGCUAGAUGGAAGUUACUACUGUGCGGACAGUCCAGUGCCAAACGAACCCCCAUCGACACCACACAACAGUGUGUACGACUUGGAUCCGCGAGAGACGAUGGUAUUGGCUGGAACUCCUCCUCCAGAUCGUCCGCCGCCACCUCCACCAGACGAACCGAUGCACAACUGUAACGGGAGCUAUUUUGGUGAAAGCACUAUCAUACAGUCGGACGAAGGUUCAAAUCCGCCUCCAUUACCACCGAUGCCCGCGCCGCGGACUGGCUUUCCUGUGAUUAAAAGGAACAUUAUAUAUGCAAAGGAUCGAAUUAGUCAAUUUGAUGCCUUAAAUACGACUAAUAGACCGAAAGCAAAGCAGAGCGAGGAAACUCAUCAGAUGAAAGACUACUUUGACCGACGCGACAGUCCACGCUUUCAGCCGUUCAGUUACGCUCCACUUACCGAAUCGAGUACUACUGCCACAACAAAGUCGAACUAUGACGAAUAUCCUAUCUACAAUCCAAUUAGCGACUACACAUUCAAAAGUGGUAUGACCUUCCAACAAGGGGCGUAUCCCAUUGAUGCGACUCGCAUCAAUAUUGGAUUUGUUGGCCGCCAAGGAGCCGGAAAGUCUACGUUAAUAAAUGCCAUAAGAGGUUUAACCCUCACAGAUCCACAAGCGGCGGGACGUCAUCCUUGCAAUCACAUGGAACCAUUUCGAUUUAUGGAGGAAGAAUUUCAAAACAUGAUUCUUUGGGAAAUACCAUAUCCACGUGCUUUCGUUUCGGUUUCCGAUAUCUAUGAUAGGAACAUGGGCUUCGAUCGAUUUUAUGAGUCUCAUAAGUUAAACCUAUUUCGGUAUAUUUUUCUCUUAAUCGCCGAUGGCGCACCACACGAUGAUGACAUAUCCUUUGCUAGAAUCGUGCAUUCAAGACGUACGCACUUAACAAUGCUCUCCACAAAGUCGGAUGAUGACCUCGAUGCAGAGGCCAGGGAAUUUGGGCGUUCGAUUGACAGCUCCCUCAAACGAGAGUAUGAUGCCAGAGCUCGAAGUGUUUUCACAAAGUCGCUGAUGAUGAAAGCGCAGAUACUGACAUCUGUUGAGUUACUUCUCAUAAGCAGUCCCGUAGUGAAGAAUUUGCUCAGUGGAACAAUCGGAUACCUCCACUACAAAUUGGAUGAGGACAAAUUACUAGAGUUACUUGAGCUUGGACCAGGUUGCCACUACAGCUUGGAGAAUAAGCUCAGGAAAAAU
Molecule: messenger RNA, 1377 nt
Organism: Ostertagia ostertagi
Lineage: Eukaryota; Metazoa; Nematoda; Chromadorea; Rhabditida; Trichostrongylidae
Source: the annotation of a GenBank genome assembly